CCUCCCCGCACCCGGCUGGGGGUGGCCCGCGGGCGAGCGGGAGGGAUGCUGCCCUGGCCGGAGGAGCCCAGCGCGGCAGGUCGGCGGCCAGGAGCAGCGCCCGGCACCGCUCGAUGCUGACGGCUCCCCAGCACUGCCGGAUCCCCCCCGUUCCAUCCCCGCGCCAUGUCCCAGCGCUGUCACCCCCCCUGUACCGGGGGCUCCCCGCCGUCCCCCACGCCAUGAGCGGGGCCCUGCGGGGGCCCAGGGGAGCAGAGCUGAGCCAUGGCCUCGCUGGACCUGCCCUACCGCUGCCCGCGCUGCGGGGAGCACAAGCGCUUCCGCAGCCUGUCCUCGCUGCGCGCACACCUGGAGUACAACCACACCUACGAGACCCUCUACGUGCUCUCCAAGACCAACAGCAUCUGCGACGCCGCCGUCUUCCCGCUGGCCGCCGACGGGGCCCUGCUGGCCCCGGCCACGCGCAGGGACUACUUUGAGAGCACCUCCUUCCAGGGCAAGGACCAGCGCUUCUCCUGCGACCUGGUCCCCGCCGAGGAGCUGGAGCCGGCCCCGUCGGCCUCGCCGUCGCCCCGCUACGUGCACGAGAUCGAGAUCCCGCUGAGCGAGAUCUUCACCCGCGGCAAGGCCGUGGCGCCCGCGCCGGCCCCGCCGGCCGCCGUGGACGCGGCCUACGAGGAGGGCCUGGCCCGCCUCAAGAUCCGCGCCUUCGAGAAGCUGGAGGUGGACAAGAGGCUGGAGAAGCUGACGGAGGAGGUGGAGCAGAAGAUCGCCUCGCAGGUGGGCCGGCUGCAGGUGGAGCUGGACCGCAAGAGCUCGGAGCUGGAGAAGGCCAAGCAGGAGAGCCUGCGGCUGAGCCGCGAGAAGCAGGAGCUGGAGGACCGGGCGUCGGAGCUGUCCCGCCAGGUGGACGUCAGCGUGGAGAUGCUGGCGUCCCUCAAGCAGGACCUGGUGCAGAAGGAGCAGGAGCUCACCAGGAAGCAGCAGGAGGUGCUGCAGAUCGACCAGUUCCUGAAGGAGACGGCGGCGCGCGAGGCCAACGCCAAGGUGCGGCUGCAGCACUUCAUCGAGGAGCUGCUGGACCGCGCCGACCGCGCCGAGAAGCAGCUGCAGAUCAUCAGCAGCAGCUGCGGCACCACCCCCAACGGCAGCCUGGGCCGCUGCGGCACCCCGGCCACCAAGGCCAUCGCCCGGGCCGUGCCACUGCGGGCACAGAGGGAGCGGCACCCGGGCCCGGGGGUGGCCGUGCACGGUCCCUACGGCGUGUCCAACCAGCGCUCCUCGUCCAGCACCGGAGCCUCGAGCCGGGCCAAGGCCGUGUCGCAGAGCUCGGGCUGCUACGACAGCGACAGCGCGGAGCUGUGUCCCACGGACGACACGACGGACGGACAGCCGUACCCGGGCCGCGGCUCGGGGCUGCGCCGCCAGGCCAUCCAGAACUGGCACCGCCGGCCCUACCGCAACAGCACCGAGGGCGAGGAGGGCGACGUGUCCGACGUGGGCUCCCGCACCACCGAGUCCGAGGCCGAGGGCUGGGAGCCGGAGGCGCCGGGAUCCGCCGCGCCCCGAGCGCCCGGCAGCUGCCGCCUGACGGUGGCCACCGACGCCGGGUGUCCCACAGCCAGACCCGAGGGCGCCGGGGGCAAGGUGUGCCGGCUGGACAGGGGCAGCCCAGGCCACUCCAGCGAGGUGAUCAGCCCCGAGAUCCUCAAGAUGAGAGCGGCUCUCUUCUGCAUCUUCACCUACCUGGACACCAAGACCCUGCUGCGCGCGGCCGAGGUGUGCAAGGACUGGAAGUUCGUGGCCCGGCACCCGGCCGUGUGGACACGGGUGCUGCUGGAGAACGCCAGGGUGUCCUCCAAGUUCCUGGCCAUGCUGUCCCAGUGGUGCACCCAGAUGCAUUCCCUCACCCUCCAAAACCUGAAGCCGCGCCAGCGGGGCAAGAAGGAGAGCAAGGAGGAUUACAUGAAGAGCACACGGGGCUGCCUGGAGGCAGGGCUGGAGUCGCUGCUGAAGGCCACGGGCAGUAACCUGCUGAUCCUGCGCAUCUCGCACUGCCCCAACGUGCUGACCGACCGCUCGCUCUGGCUGGCCAGCUGCUACUGCCGCGCCCUGCAGGCUGUCACCUACCGGAGCUCCACGGACCCCGUGGGCCAUGAGGUGAUCUGGGCCCUUGGAGCAGGCUGCAGGGACAUCAUCUCCCUCCAGGUCGCACCUCUGCACCCCUGCCAGCAGCCGACGCGCUUCAGCAACCGCUGCCUGCAGAUGAUCGGGCGCUGCUGGCCACACCUGCGGGCACUCGGCGUGGGAGGGGCCGGCUGCGGGGUGCAGGGGCUGGCCUCCCUAGCCCGGAACUGCAUGAGGCUGCAGGUGCUGGAGCUGGACCAUGUGGCCGAGAUCAACCAGGAGGUGGCUGCUGAGGUGUGCCGGGAGGGGCUCAAGGGGCUGGAGAUGCUGGUGCUCACGUCCACGCCGGUGACCCCCAAAGCCCUGCUGCACUUCAACAGUGUGUGCCGGAACCUCAAGUCCAUCGUGGUGCAGGUGGGGAUUGUGGAUUACUUCAAGGAGCCCCACAGCCCUGAGGCCAGGAAGAUGUUUGAAGAAAUGGUGAACAAACUCCAGGCCCUGAGGAAAAGACCCGGCUUCUCCAAGAUUUUACACAUCAAGGUGGAAGGAGGCUGUUAGCCCUUCAGGGAGCCCAAAGCACAUUCCCUGCUCUGCCUGGCAGAGCCCAGGGCCCUGAGACCAAACCGGGGCUGGGCAGGGACCCCCGGCUCGUGCACAAGGAACCCAAACUCUCGGGAGCGGCGGCGGGGCCGGCCCUGGGUGACAAGGUGCUACUCAAGGACAAUUUUUGGCUGCCCCAAGAGCCAGGGCCGUGCUCUUUCCCAGGAGGGAAGAUGGCUUUGAGCCCCUGUGGCUGCUCCUCGCCGAGGAUCCGUGUUUGGGGGUGGCUUUUCCGUCGAACUCUGCUUUGGGGGAUCUCUGAGCCCAUUUGGGGGCUCCUGGGAGCGCUGGGCUGUCCCUGGCUGAUGGAGGGGGCUGGAAGGGGCUGCUCCUCCCCAGGACCCAGCAUUUCCACAGGGUGUUUCUGCUGGUUUUCAUUUUGGAUUUGCCAGAGGGGCACCCAGGGAGCAGCACAGCACCUCGGGGGCUUUGGGAGCCGCAGGACACCAGGAGAGAUGGGCGCUCCUCCAGAGCUCUCCAGCCUCGCUUCCUCUCCACCAAACCCCUCCUGCCAAGGCAAUAAACCAUCUCCAAAGUCCUCAUCCACCAGGAAACAGGGGCAGGCUGCUGUCCCCAGCUGGCACAGCCAGCCUCCACCCGGGGUCAGCUGUCCCAUCUGGACAGGGACUGGCACAGGACACCACGUUUGCCAUCCCACUGCCUUCCUGAGCAGCCUGGAGGAGAAACCCUGGCCAGAUCAUCCUGAAAUCAUCCUGGGAAAAGCACCAACCAACAGCCCUGGCUGAUCUUUAUCUGCAGCCACCAUUUUCUAAAUCUGAUUUUUCUUCUGAGUCUCCUCUGCCUGCAAGGACAUCAUCAUCCCCAGAAUUUCCUUUUUCCAUGGGAGAAGGCUUUGGAAAAGCAUCCAGCAGGGUCAGCAUCUCCACCCUGGGGAGAAGGCACCAGGAGGUGUCCCUGGAACUGGGGACACCCAUCAGAGCACUGCCAGCAGUGGGGACACCCCAGGCUCACCCACAGCCCCAGUCCUGGGACCCAGCCUGAGCGGAGAGGAAGCGACUGGCAAGGUGGAAUUGGGGCUUUUCCCUCUUCUCUGGAGCAGCACUGGAAGUUUUGGUGCUGGGCUGGAAGUUUUGGUGCUGGGCUGAAGUUUUGGUGCCUGCUGCCAGCGUGGCUGUGAGGGGUCACCUCGCAGAGCUGUCACCUCGCAGAGCUGUCCCCUCCUGGAUCCAUGGGCGCACACAGAGCAUCCCCCAGGAGGAUCAGGCUGCAGAUCCUGCAGCACAUCCCUCACCUGCGGCACAAGAGCUGCUGACCUCAGCUGGGGCUGCCAGGCAGCCCUUGGGGAUCCCAGGGGAAGGAAAAUCUCCCCAAAUGAGGCUGCUGGGGCUCUGG
This is a messenger RNA of Catharus ustulatus (Swainson's thrush), 4080 nucleotides long. RefSeq names its product F-box protein 41 (gene FBXO41). NCBI's taxonomy places the organism in Eukaryota, Metazoa, Chordata, Aves, Passeriformes, Turdidae. The coding region runs from base 265 to 2685 and encodes 806 amino acids. The transcript has 13 exons. Gene Ontology annotation, molecular function: protein binding. The record is from RefSeq and is a predicted model, not a curated record.